AUUUCACAGUUGCACCGCGAGCUGUAACCUUAAAUAAUUGUAUGCCAACGCCGGUGAUGAUGUGCGGAUGAAAGGUCGGUGUGGAAAGGGGAACCACUGACUAAUCCCAUGACAGGACAUUCUUAUCGGACACGACAUUUGGGGAGGAUACAGCCAAGUGGCGGGGAGCCGAGAUGCACCAGCAAUCGGACAAAGCUGCCCCACUCUUGGUGCCAGUCUCAGGGAUUCACGUUUUGACCUUCGCUGUGAACAACUGAUGUGCCUUUUUCUGUCGGAGCCCCCCCGGGUGGGGAAAAGAAAAAUUCCAUUUGGAUUAACAGAACAAGAAACGUUUUAAUUUGCCUGGUGCAUUUCAACAACCCGUCUUGAUCGCUAUGGCCCGUUCCAUAUGUACCCUGAGAUUAAUGCUGUUAAGCUUUGGGAUUCUCAUUUUCCUGUGUGGGAUACUUGUUGUGAAUUUUGAAGAGCUGCUUCAUUACAGGUUUACACAGCGGCUGUCAAAACUGAAGCUUAAUUAUGUGUUUGGUUCAAGGUUACAAGUCAAUGACACUGAAGCAAAGAGAAUAAAUUACAGUGAGAAAAAAGCAGGUGACAGAGACUGCGACACGUGUACUUACAGUCAGGUGCUGAACUUCUGGCAAAAGCAAUUAACAAGAUGUGUGAGGAUUUACAGGGAGAUUGCAUCAUCUCCCAUUCAAGGGCAGACUGAAGAGGAUGUUAUUAAAAAUAUCACAGAGCUUCAGAAAUGCCCGUGGCACAAACAGGAGCUAGCAACUGAAGAAUUCAGAUCAGAACUGAAGAGAUGCUGUAAUGCUGCUUACAGCUGCCUGGUCACUCAAAAGAACACACCAGUGGGGACCGAGCUAGCUUAUGAUGCAGAGCCCAAGAAGAAAAUAAAAAUCACUCAUCAGAUUUUUACGAUUUUUCCCAAGGAAUCGUCCUUCAGCAGCCGGCAGUACAAGCGAUGUGCAGUCAUUGGCAACGGCGGGAUUUUGGUCAAUAGCAGUUGUGGGGCUGAAAUUGAUCAGGCUGAUUUUGUUUUCCGGUGCAACCUCCCUCCCAUAGGUGGGGAGUUCAGCCAACACGUGGGAACAAAAACUAAUUUGGUGACGGCAAAUCCAAGCAUAAUCACGGAGAGGUAUUCAGAACUCCACGCCCGGAGACGACCAUUUUUCACAAACUUGCUCGUCUACAAUGAUGCCCUUCUCCUCUUACCUGCCUUCUCGUACACCAUAAACACAGAUCGCAGUUUCAGGGCUCUUUACACUCUACAAGACUUCCAGGCCAAGCAGAAAGUUGUCUUUUUCAACCCAGUGUACUUGAAGCGCUUGACCGAGUUUUGGCGUGCCAAGGGAAUUCAAGUGAAACGUCUCUCUACUGGCAUAAUGAUCGUAAGUCUUGCGCUGGAACUUUGUGAAGAAGUGUGGAUUUAUGGAUUUUGGCCCUUUAGGAAAGAUGCUAAUGGCAAGGUCAUACCACAUCACUAUUUUGACAAUCGGCUGCCGAGGGCAGCUGUCCACUCAAUGCCAACAGAAUUUCACCAUCUUCUACAAAUGCACAGCAAAGGAAUUGUCAAACUUCAGAUGACUCAGUGCCAGGUGAAUCCAAAGUAAAUAGGCAACCUGCACGUUCGAGUUUAAUAACAUUAGAUCACUGUCAAUAGCUGUUAAAUGAGCAACGAAGAGCUCGACUUUCAAUCAGUAGGGUUUUCAGGUCCUUGGUUGUCCAUCGCUUAAGUUCACUUGUCUCAGUUGGUUGGGUAUGUCUGGUUUGCUUUGUUUGGAAACAUUUAUAUUUUGGAAUGUAGCUAGAAGUAGUGACAUGGUCAUUGACAAUUAACCAAUUAGAAAAGUAGGAUCAUCAACAAAUGCCAACCUCUUGCAUUGGAAAUGGGGCAGGCCCAAUAAACAGCUCCAGGCAGGAAGGAUAAUCCUUAAGUACAAUAACCAAAGAAGCAGCUUAGAAACCAAAUCUAUCUUGCUCCUUCCCCAAACCUCAGGCCACUCCGGUCUCAUCAAUUUUUUUUUACCCAUUCAAUUCCUCAUUCCUAAUGCUUUCUGCCAGUUCCUCUUUCAGUUUGGAAUUCAAAUCAAUUUGAUCUGUAGAUUUGAGUUCCAGAUUUUAAUUGAGCAGCUGGCUAGAUAAAAAUGAGCUGGUUACUUACUGAUUAUAACUUGAUCCUUCUGACUUUUAACCCGCAAGUGGCUGGAACACCCACCUAAAGUAUAUAGGUGGGACCAUAUGAAUUAGGCAAAUCAGGAACUUCCUACAUCAUUAGGACUCUGAUUUCACCUUAGCUGGGGCCUUGAGUAGGAAACCAGGCACAUGUUUCUGCCAGACUGAAGCAGGAUGGUAGCUGAUCUGGAGAAAGGAAACUCUCCAGCAUAGGUGUACAGCUUUCCUUUAUGGAGUCAGGAGGGGCAGGAAUGCUCCUUCACAACUCACAAGGUAACCCCUGAAUUCUGCUCCCCCAGACUCCUUCACCCCUUUCUGCUACCCUGACACUCUCUUGAAAUCUGGCAUACGAGUGAAGAUUGUACAGUCUUUCACUGUCGGCCGCCCCUCUGUACCUUUCUCCUGCCUGGAACAGCAGGAACGGUGACAUUUAAAUGAGGCAUGUUGGUUAAAAUCACUAUGAUGUCACGCUUUUGCUGAUGGGAGGGGGAGAUAUUUAUCAAAGUGGUUUGUUGAUGGAAUGCCCAUUCCUGGCUUGGAAAGCCAAUGCUAAGCAUGUAACUGUACAAAAUGCCUCAUCCGUGGUGUCCUCCCUUUUUUUGUUAAUGAGCUGCUAGAAAAAUCAGGAGAUGUCCCACCUUCAAUCUGUGCAUUGUGAUGAGAAAACCGAAUUGAACCAGAGCAGUAAAGAAAGCAAAAACUUACAUUUAUAUAGCGCCGUUCAUGUUUUCAGGACAUUCCAAACCAUUGAAGUACUUUUGUUGUGUAACUGUUGUAAUAUAGGAAAAACACAGCUGCCCAUUUGCACACAGCAAGCUUCCACAGAUGGCAAUGUGAUCAUGAGAUUAUAGGUGAUGGUGGAGGGAUAAGUAUUGAACUGGACACAAGAAAUUCCUUUGCCUUUUUUUGAAUUUUUGCCAUGGGAUCGAUUACAUACACUUGAGGGGGCAGACAGGUUUAACAUCUCAUUUGGAAGAUGGUAUCUCCAACAGUGCAGCACUCCUUCAAUACUGUUCUGCAAGCAUCAGCCUAGAUUUUGUUAAAGGUUCUCUACGACCUUCUGAUUAAAAGGCAAGCAUGCUACCAUCUCGACUAAAGGUGACAAACUUUUAAUACGUUUGUGUGACUCUGUCUGGAGACAAACCCAUUUAUCUUGAUGUCACCGCUAAAGCCCCAAUCACAUGAUUGCAUUAAAGGUUCAUCACUAACAUUAUCAAUAGUACAAACAGAAAGAAAAUAUUGGCCCUGGUAGGAUGCAAUGCCAAUUCACUAGAAUAACUGAGGUGAAAGGGUUAAAUUAUGAUAACCAGGUGCAAAGGUUUGUAUUCUCUUGAGUAUAGAAGAUUAGGGGUGAUCUAACUGAGGUGUUUAAGAUCAUUAAAUGUUUUG
Messenger RNA from Carcharodon carcharias (great white shark), 3564 nucleotides. RefSeq names its product alpha-2,8-sialyltransferase 8F-like. The coding region runs from base 375 to 1613 and encodes 412 amino acids. Gene Ontology annotation, molecular function: alpha-N-acetylneuraminate alpha-2,8-sialyltransferase activity. Gene Ontology annotation, biological process: N-glycan processing; oligosaccharide metabolic process. The transcript is spliced from 8 exons. Lineage: Eukaryota; Metazoa; Chordata; Chondrichthyes; Lamniformes; Lamnidae. The record is from RefSeq and is a predicted model, not a curated record.